ACCCAGAAAGACGAAAUCACGCGCAAUAAAAAAAGAGAGUAAAUAAAUAUUGAGGAAGAAAGCUGUAGAGAGAAGAAGACGACGAAGUCAAGAGAGAGAGACAACACAUGGCGGAGGAGAAUGAAGAGAGGGUGAAGCUGUUCGUCGGACAAGUUCCAAAGCACAUGACGGAGGAUCAGCUCCUCGCAUUGUUCCAGGAUUUCUCCAUCGUCCACGAAGUCAACAUCAUUAAGGAUAAGAUAACGCGAGCUUCCCGAGGAUGUUGUUUUCUGAUAUGUCCUUCAAGAGAAGAAGCAGACAAGGUGGUCAAUGCUUGCCAUAACAAGAAGACAUUGCCUGGGGCGUCUAGUCCGUUGCAAGUUAAGUAUGCAGAUGGAGAGGUUGAAAGACUAGAGCACAAACUUUUCGUUGGUAUGCUUCCAAAGAAUGUCUCUGAGGCUGAAGUCUUAUCCUUAUUCUCCAAAUACGGAACUAUAAAGGAUGUGCAGAUUCUAAGAGGGUCUCUACAAACUAGCAAAGGCUGUGUUUUUCUGAAGUAUGAGUCAAAAGAACAAGCGGUCGAUGCUAUGGUGGCCAUUAACGGAAAACAUAUAAUGGAGGGCUCGAAUGUUCCUUUGGUCGUCAAAUGGGCAGACACAGAAAGGGAAAGACAAGCCCGAAGACUUCAGAAAGCUCAAUCUCAUGCUUCCAGACUGGCUAACUCUGAUCUGCAAAACCCUUCUCUGUUUGGAGCCUUACCAAUGAGUUAUGUUCCUCCUUAUAAUGGAUAUGGCUAUCAUGGACCUGGAACUUAUGGGUACAUGCUACCACCUCUCCAGGCUCAACCUGCAUUUCAAAAUGUGAUUUCACCAAACCAAGGUACCAAUAACGCAUUGCAAGGAGCCGCUCUGACCGAGACUAUUCCUCCACGUUUAGCCCCCCGUAGGAACUUCCCUCUGCCUAUUGGAAAUUACAAUUAUCAUGGUCUUCAGUAUCCAAUGGCGUUUCCUAGAGGGAUGAUCAGUCCUCGCAUCCCUCUAGCCACGGUGUCAGUGCCACAUGGCAUUUCAAAUAAUGGCACAUCGACACCUCCCUCCCUCCAAACUGAAGGACCGCCAGGUGCAAAUCUAUUUAUCUAUAACAUACCUCGGGAAUUUGGAGAUGAAGAACUUGCGGUUGCAUUUCAACCAUUCGGUAAGGUUGUAAGCGCCAAGGUUUUUGUAGACAAGGCCACUGGUGUAAGCAAAUGUUUUGGAUUCAUUAGUUAUGACUCACAAGAAGCUGCUCAAAACGCCAUUAACACGAUGAACGGUCACCAAUUAAACGGUAAGAAAUUGAAAGUUCAGGUUAAAAGAGAAAACGGCACACAACAACAGAGUAGCAAACCCGUAAUCAGCUGAAAGAUCAUCACCAUCCGCGGGCAGGAAGGUCGGUUAACAGCAAACCGGUUUAGACAUUAAAAAUUUGGAUGGAUGUUGGAUGAGGUUAAACUGGAGUACAAAAGUUGCUGGCCGUUAUUAACAUUUGCCAAUAUAUAAAAAAAAAGCCAAGUCUCACGUGGGUCAUGAACCACUCAAAAAGGCUGUGUAGCUUGCUGCAAAGGGUUCUCUUCCACUUACUUUUUCAUUUUCCUUAAAAUCGCAAUACUACAAUUUGUAAUUUAUGUUUCAUUGAAAAGUUCAUCUUUAAAUCGUAAGAUUUAUUAAUCAUUAAUACAUUCAAUUGUUUAUCGUGAUCAUUU
Brassica oleracea var. oleracea is the source of this 1720-nucleotide messenger RNA. RefSeq names its product RNA-binding protein BRN2. The coding region runs from base 108 to 1379 and encodes 423 amino acids. The record is from RefSeq and is a predicted model, not a curated record. NCBI's taxonomy places the organism in Eukaryota, Viridiplantae, Streptophyta, Magnoliopsida, Brassicales, Brassicaceae. The transcript is spliced from 9 exons. Gene Ontology annotation, molecular function: poly(U) RNA binding; mRNA 3'-UTR binding; poly(A) binding. Gene Ontology annotation, cellular component: cytosol; nucleus; ribonucleoprotein complex.